Molecule: messenger RNA, 1383 nt
Organism: Rotaria sordida
Lineage: Eukaryota; Metazoa; Rotifera; Eurotatoria; Philodinida; Philodinidae
Source: the annotation of a GenBank genome assembly
AUGGAUGAUGAUUUUCUUGCUGAACAUGUUCUACCUUUAAUAAAUCUACAUAAUCAAGAUGUAGAUAUAUUAAGUGAACAAAUGAUUGCUUCGAUUGAUAAUAAAAUUCUGCAUUCAGCAUCAUCAUUGAUACCAGAAACCGAUUCAGAAAUAACAUUAAAUGCAACAAAUGAACAUGUUGAAUUAACAAGUAAAUUUUUUAAUAAUUCUCAAUUUUCCGAUAUUCGUCUUCGUGUUGGUACAAAUAUUUAUUAUGCGCAUAAAUUUAUUUUGGCUAAAUCAAGUGAUGUAUUUGCUACACUUCUUUAUUCGCAACAUUGGACAUCAAAUCAAUCAGAAAUUUUACUUGAAGAACAAGAUGAAUGUCAAGGAGAUGUUUUUGAAAAAUUUCUUAAAUUUUUUUAUACAGCAAAAGUCACACUUCAUGAAUCUAUUAUCAUUGGUUUAUUAUGUCUUGCAGAUAAAUAUAAUGUACAAUCUCUUCGUAAUUUAUGUACACAAUAUAUGAUAAUGAAAGCUAAACCUCCUAAUGUUCGUAAUGGUAUUGCAUGGUAUUCUGUAGCUAAACAAUUUUCUCUUGAUGAUUUACGUAAUGUUUGUAUUAAAACUGUUGCUUGGAAUAUGGAAUAUCUAUUAUCUAAUAUAAAUCAAAAUGAAUGGUAUCAAUGUGAAUUUGAUUUUAUUCGUGAUCUUCUUUCAACAUCAAAUCUUGUUAUUACAAAUGAAUAUCGUUUAUAUACAUCAUUAAGUGAUUGGCUUUUAGCACGUUCAUCUGAUAAUCUUAUAUUAUCAUAUGCUUGUGAACUUUUACCAUUAAUACGUUUUUCACAAAUGUUACCUAUACAAUUAUAUCAAAUUGAACAAUCAUUUUUAUAUCAAAAAAAUAAUAAUCAACAAAUUCAAGAUUUACUUAAACGUUUAUUAUAUCAAGCUUAUCGUUUUCAUACAUUAGCAUCAUUAAGAAGAGAUAUUGAUAAACCAGAAUUUUUACCAUUAGAAUGGUAUUUACCACGAGAAUAUACAGAAAUGAAUAUAACUGAUCGUGUUGAUAUUCAAUCAACACUUCGUUUUGGUAUUCAAGUUGAUGUUCAAACAUGUUCAUCACCUGUUCCAUCGACUGAACGUACUGCAGAUUGGAAAAUUGUUUAUCGUAAACGUAGUCAUGAUAAAUGGACACUUAAAAUACAUCGACAUGAUGCAUUAAAUGAAACUCAUGCACAAGUAACAGCAAUUAUUUAUGAUUGUGAACGACGUGUUUUACAAGUUGAUCAAAGUGAAACAUUUAUAUUUACAAUAUCAAAUCAAUAUGAUCUUGAAAUUGUUUUGAAUAAUCCAUAUGAAGCUAAAGAAUUAUAUCUUCUUAUAAAACCUGUUAUUUCUUAA